Guillardia theta CCMP2712 is the source of this 198-nucleotide messenger RNA. RefSeq lists its product as hypothetical. The annotation marks the transcript as partial. NCBI's taxonomy places the organism in Eukaryota, Cryptophyceae, Pyrenomonadales, Geminigeraceae. The transcript has a single exon. The record is from RefSeq and is a predicted model, not a curated record.
AUUCCUAGUAAGCGCGAGUCAUCAGCUCGCGUUGAUUACGUCCCUGCCCUUUGUACACACCGCCCGUCGCUCCUACCGAUUGAAUGGUCCGGUGAAAUCUUCGGAUUGCUGGCCAUUUGCCGCAAGGUGAGUGGUUGCGAGAAGUUGAUUGAACCUUAUCAUUUAGAGGAAGGAGAAGUCGUAACAAGGUUUCCGUAG